AAUUAACAAACAAUGUCACGCUCGAUAGAAAUCACGGUGAUCUCCGGUGAAGGACUACGGGUGGAUCCAAAACAUCCGGUGAAGAAAAAUGCUUUCGUCGUAGUCCGGACCGACUCCGGUAAGGCCCAAGCAACGAGGUUCGACACCAAAGGCUGAAGCUACCCUGUGUGGAAUGAGAAGCUGGUAGUGGACAUGCCGGUUCACUCGCGGUUCAUGACGGUGGAGGUGCAAUGCAAGACUAGUUCCGGCACCAAAGUGAUUGGGAUUGCGAGAAUUCCGGCGACGGACUUCGUCGGAGGUUACAUUCCGGAUACCUACCUGCACUUCUUGAGUUACAGGUUGAGGGAUGUCAGUGGUGAGCGGAACGGGAUUAUUAAUCUGUCGGUGAGAAUGAAGGUGCCGGAAAAUUCGAGUUGUGCGGCUUCCUGCUCGCGGCCGUGGAUGGCAGCUCCGGCAGCGGAUAAGGUUUCUGGUGGAGCCGUGACAGGCAUUCCAGUUUGGUAUUAUUGA
Messenger RNA from Cornus florida, 510 nucleotides. Its product is annotated as BON1-associated protein 1-like. The record is from RefSeq and is a predicted model, not a curated record. Bases 193 to 510 code for a protein of 105 amino acids. The transcript has a single exon. Lineage: Eukaryota; Viridiplantae; Streptophyta; Magnoliopsida; Cornales; Cornaceae.